GUGUACAAUCUUUCGUUAGAGAAUCCGGGGUUCCACACACAUUAAGCAUGUGCUGCGAAAAGUAAAUUUUCUUCGUGAGAACUGCAGUUCUGAUGUCGAGAAUGCCUCCUGGAAGUCAGAUAUUUGUUGGCUUUCGUGCUCUGGGGUUCCACUGCAACCAUGUUCCGCUUGCACUGCGCUAUCAUCAAAGACACAAGGACCAUUACGUGGUAACAUCGGUCGGAAAAUCCUUCCACACUUACAACUGCUCCAAGUUGGGAAUUGUUAGUGUCAGCAACACCCAUCCUAGUGACAUCAGAUGCAUAGCAGCCGAUGCGUUCCUCGUAUUUACGGCUUGUCAGAACAUUGUCAGGGCGUUCACCCAAGGAAGACAGGUUCUGUACACCUACAUCGGGCACGACAAAGAUGUCCAUCUUCUUCUGCCGUUUGGUGAUCAUCUCGUCUCUGUUGAUGAAGACAGUCUCUUGAAAAUAUGGGAUAUCAAAUCAGCAGAGAUUUACCUGGAGAUCCAGUUUGAUAACCGCAUCUUUGAGGCGACAGCGCUCAUGCACCCCACCACCUACCUCAAUAAGAUUCUUGUGGGAAGCAGACAGGGUACCAUGCAGAUCUGGAAUAUUAAAUCCAAUAAGCUAGUGUACAGCUUUUCUGGCUGGGGUUCUCCCAUCACAGCCAUUGAGCAGGCCCCAGCAGUUGACGUGGUGGCCGUGGGACUCGAAGAUGGCAGAAUCGUCGUUCACAACUUGAAAUAUGAUGAGACCAUCGUCACGUUCACACAGGAGUGGGGUCCUGUAACUGCUAUCUCAUUCAGGACAGAUGGUCACCCAAUCAUGGCUACCGGCAGCCCCGUGGGCCACAUCGCCCUCUGGAACCUGGAGGAGAAGUGUCUUCAAGCUCAGAUGAGAGACGCACACAAGUCGGGCAUUGCUGGCAUGAGGUUCCUCUCAUCAGAACCUGUCCUAGUCACCAACUCGGCUGAUAAUUCUCUCAAGAUGUGGAUAUUUGACCAGCCGGAUGGCAGUGGACGUCUACUUCGCGUCCGUGCGGGUCACAGCCUACCCCCAGCAAAGAUACGGUUCUACGGUGAUCAGGGACAGAAUAUUCUCAGUGCUGGUCAGGACAGUACCCUGAAAUCCUUCUCCACCCUGCAUGAGAAGCACAACAAGGACCUGGGCCAGGCAAAUCUGAAGAAGACGUUGGGCAACAAGAAAGGAGUACUGAAACAGAGAUUCAAGAUGGCUGCCAUCACCCACUUUGCCGCAGAAAAAAGUCGGGAGAGCGAGUGGGACAGCAUUGCAGCCUGUCACCAAGGCACUGCCAUGGUAACCACAUGGAACUACCAGCGAAGCACUAUGGGUAAACAUAAGCUGACGUGCCUGCAUGCUUCCCAAGCUACAGAUGUGGAGGCUACGGCAAUUGACAUUUCCUCCUGUGGGAACUUUGUCCUGGUUGGCUGGAGCACUGGUCAUGUGGACACCUACAACAUCCAAUCAGGGAUUCACAGGGGUUCCUACGGCAAUCCAAAAGCACACGAUGGCGCUAUUCGAGGUCUUGUCAUCGACGGUCUCAAUCAGGUGGUCAUCACAGGAUCGCUAGAUUCCAAGUUAAAGUUCUGGAAAUUCAAAUUGCGGAAAGAGUUGGACAGUUUGGCACUGGACGCACCCGUCAACCAACUCUUGCUACACAGAGACAGUUCCAUGCUUGCAAUCAGCAUGGACAACUUUGUGGUUGUAAUUGUGGACGCGGAUCUGCGCAGGAUUGUACGAAGGUUCAAAGGUCAUCUGAACAGAAUUACGGAUAUGGCAUUCAGUCAGGAUGCUAGAUGGCUUGUGACCUCAUCAAUGGACUCUACCAUUAGGACGUGGGAUCUUCCCUCAAGCAGACUUAUUGAUAGUUUUCUUGUCGAGGACGCAGCAACGAGCUUAACGCUAUCCCCAACCGGGGACUUUCUGGCCACAACACAUGUAGACGAUCUCGGUGUCUAUUUAUGGUCCAAUAAAACCCUGUAUGCCCACGUGCCCAUCCGCCCCCUUCCAGACACCUUCGAGCCGAGCACAGUGGCUCUACCAGGUACCCACCUCCAACCACAAGAUAUUCAUGAGAUUGAUUCGGACGAGGACCAGACAGUUGACCUCAGAGCUAGUGACCUCGUGUCAGAGUUCAAGUCACCACAGCAAAUCUCAGCCGAACUGGUGACACUGUCCCUUCUGCCCAACUCCAGAUGGAAAAGUCUGACCAAUUUAGAACUCAUCAAGCAACGGAAUAAACCCAAAGAGCCCCCCAAAGUGCCCAAGUCAGCUCCGUUCUUUCUUCCGACGAUAGCUGGCUUGACUCCAAAGUUUGCAGCACUGCAAGAUGACGAUGAUAAAGAUAAGGGAAAAGUGAAAUCAAUGAGUCUUCCAAGUUUUGGACAACAGUCUCGACUUUCUUCGGCUCUUGAACGGAGCGUAGAAUCUCAACAAUUUGACCCGAUUCUUGGCCUUUUGAAGUCCUGGUCACCGUCAGAGAUUGACGUGGAGUUGCGUAGUCUUUCGCAGCUAGGGGGUGGCUCAACUGACGCUCUUCAACAAUUCCUCCGUUUCCUUGGCAAAAGUCUUCAGGAUAACUUAGAUUUUGAACUCCUACAAGCCUACAUGACCAUCUUUCUUAAGCUCCAUGGCAACGAGAUUGCCAACGAACCGGUUUUGGCAGAGGAGGUACGCCAGCUGGCAGCGGUACAGCAGUCGUCAUGGCAACGGAUACAAGCACAGUUCAACAAGUGCCUUUGCUUGAUAGCCUACAUGAAGAACCCUGCCGUGUAAAGGGAGUCGAGAGGCCGUGUGAAUUGCCAGAUAGGGUGAAACACAUGGUGGGGGACAUGAGAACCCUGCCGUGUGAAGGGAAUUGCCUGGCUGUGUUAAGUGAAAGAUAUGGUGAGACACAGGGUGGGGGACAGGGAGGGGGCGUAGUGCAUCCGUACCCACUGAGAAAUUCCAAAUUCUUUGGGAUAGAGGAUUUUAAGUGACAAAUAUCCCAUGCCAAUGCAAGAGAUAUUUCCAAUUCUUGGAAAUAAGGGACAAAAUUUCUGUCCUAAUUUCUCUCUUCCUUCACUUCAGUGUCCAAGGUUCCAAUCCAACUCAAGGAUAAAGUUUUCAGUCUGUUUGACUGCUUCGUGUUUAUGUUUGUGUUAUGUAUUCUCUGGUCACUCACUUUUAACACCCCCCCCCCCCCAAACAAUAUAAUGAUUUUUUUUAAGUGGUUUUAUCCAUCUAGAAGAGAAUGGUAGAAAAGGCUUUGGAAAACGGCUCAAUACGGAACAUAACCACCAAAGCUUCGCUCCACCCCCAGGCUGAAAUGGAACGGUCUAGACAUGACCAUUGAUCAAUUGCUAACACUUUUAAUCAUCGCCUUCCAAGAAAACAUACAAACAACUGUCAACAAAAACAACAAAUAAACUGAAUAAAGAUUGAUACUUCGAUGCCUUUUGUGACCGUGUGUACUGAACACCCUGCAGUAGGCCUUUUGUGACUGUUUUUACUGUUUUUACGUUUUAAAGCACAUAGUCGUGUAAUUGUGUUCUUCAAAGAUGGCGGCCUCCAUACACCAAGGGAAAAUUAAUUUCCCAGCCGCCAUUAAACCAUCGGCCGUGGGCGCAUAAUUGCAUUAUUGAUUCCCGGCCCAUGGAUAGAAAAUGUCUGGUAGUAUCACAGAGAAAGGCCAAAAUCACUCCGAAAGUGGAGAAGGGUUUCUGCCUGAUGCUUGACAACGCCUUUAAUCACCCCUGACAAGGAGAAAGUGCGAAGCAAGACAUCGAUUGGUGUGCUUUCAUAUCCUGUUUUGUUGGGAAUCAAAUCUGGAAAUGUUCAUAAAAACAAGGACGAGCUAUACUCCCGUGUGCGAAGCGACAGCGUUGGCAUUGCUAUGUUGGUGUGGUUAAAAGGGGCAUAUGUAAAAUGUUGUUUUGUCUGGAUUUCAAAAGAACUCGUGACCUCAGUUGUAAAAAUUUCUUGACAUUUUGAUUAAAUUGUGAAAAGUACCUCGA
Messenger RNA from Patiria miniata (bat star), 4018 nucleotides. RefSeq names its product WD repeat-containing protein 36-like. Gene Ontology annotation, molecular function: protein binding. The transcript is spliced from 22 exons. Bases 93 to 2798 code for a protein of 901 amino acids. The record is from RefSeq and is a predicted model, not a curated record. Gene Ontology annotation, biological process: rRNA processing. Gene Ontology annotation, cellular component: small-subunit processome; Pwp2p-containing subcomplex of 90S preribosome. Lineage: Eukaryota; Metazoa; Echinodermata; Asteroidea; Valvatida; Asterinidae.